Molecule: messenger RNA, 1767 nt
Organism: Penaeus indicus
Lineage: Eukaryota; Metazoa; Arthropoda; Malacostraca; Decapoda; Penaeidae
Product: chromobox protein homolog 5-like
Exons: 4
Coding region: 206-676 (156 amino acids)
Biological process (GO): negative regulation of transcription by RNA polymerase II; chromatin organization
Cellular component (GO): pericentric heterochromatin
Molecular function (GO): chromatin binding
Source: RefSeq, a predicted model, not a curated record
CGAUCUGUAUGUGGUCUAGGUGGAGGCAGUAGUGGACCACCGCGUGCGGGGGCGCUUCACGGAGUAUAAGGUGAGGUGGAAAGGCUUUGGCCCCAAGGAUGACUCCUGGGUCCCUGAGGCUGAGCUUAACUGUGACACCCUCCUCAACAAGUACUUCAAGACCGCUGGAGCCAAGCAGGAAGAGGUGUAUGAGGUGGAAGCCAUCAUGGGCUUGAGGGAAGUGAAGGGGCGCACCGAAUACAAAGUGCGAUGGAAGGGCUGGAGUGCAAAGUAUGAUUCGUGGCUGUCUGAGGAGGAGCUGAAUUGCCCCGACCUCCUGAAGCGUUUCCUGUCAACCCUAGAGAAGUUGGAGAAGCAGGAAGAUUGGCAGGUGGAGAAGAUCCUGGAUUCCAAAGAGAAGAAAGGCAAGAUUGAGUAUUUGAUCCAGUGGAAGGGCUGGGGGCCCAAGUACAACACGUGGGAACCUGAGGAAAAUCUCUCUGGCUGUCAGCAGAUCUUGGAGCGUUUCAAGGAGUCUCAGCAGAAGGAAAAGGACAAGAUGCUGAAGGAGGGGCGGAGAAUGCGAGAGGAGAGGCCAACAACCCAGAGGUUUGUCGACAACUUCUCAGAAGGAACUCGUUCCCGGUCACGAAGAGCCGGCAAAAACCGUUCAUAUUCAGAGUUUUAUAACCAGUGAAUUUGUGACAGGUAGAGAAAGAGAAUGAAAAGAAGAAAGAACUCUUCUUGACCCUUUAGAAAAAAAGGAUAAUUUUUUAAGGAGCAUUAAACUUUAUAGGAAGAAAAGAAAGUUGAAUAGCUAUAUGUUGAGAAUUCAUUAGCAGUGCAGUGCAUUUUAGGGUGUUGUGUAUCCAUUGGCAUUGCAGUGGUAGUGAAUACUCAUUUUACUUUCAUAGGAGAAAAAAAGAAUUGUGAGAAUAAUCACAUGCAGAGUAGAAAAAUGUUUUAGUUAUCAUGUCCUAUUUUUGUAGAGCAGAAAAUCCUGUAUUAGCAGAAAAUUGUUAUGUAAUACAUAUCCACUCAUUUGUAAAGUUGUAGAUUUUUGUUAUCUAGAUGGAAGUCUUGUCUUGUUGCAUUUUUUUAUUUUUUUAUUAUUAUUUUUUGUUUGUUUGUUUUUGCUUGUUUUAGAAAUUUAUGAACCUAACUUCUCAUUGUUUUUAGUUACUCAAAAGCCAUGGGUGAAAAAAUAGGGUAUAUGUAUGUGUUAAUUAUGUGAAACUUGAAAUAUUGCCAGAUAGAAUUCAAUGAUCAUGAAAUAUCUGUGUUACAGAAGUUUUGCAAUUUUUUUCACCUGUGCUCAAAGGCAGAUUUUUGCAUUUUAACUGUUAGAAUAUCAUAUUAUAGUAAAAGAUUUUUUUAUAUUUUAAAUUUGUAAUAUUUGCAAAUGUUUUAUAUUUUGAUACAUUAUUUUAAAAACAUUAUUUCCAGAUUAUAUGAACUCUACAUUAUUUACAUAUGUAUAUGUAAUUCAGUGGUGUAACAAGGGGGUGUAAGUGGCUUGUUUAGCCAGUUGAGGCAAAUAAUUUGGAACCGGAGAUGUCCGAAGAUGUUUUCAGAAUAGUUUCAGAUGUUAACUUGAGGCAAUCUCUCUUUCCUUAAUAAUUGAAAAUUGAAAAAAAAAAAAAAAAAAAAAAAAAACUAACGAAGUUAUGUAACAUCACUUCUAGAAAUUACUUUACUGCCACCACUGCUUAUAUAUAUAUAUAUAUAUAUAUAUAUAUAUAUAUAUAUAUAUAUAUAUAUAUAUAUAUAUAUAUAUAUAUAUAUAUA